UUUCCCGGCAUGCUCCUGGCUGCGGGCGCCGCGCCGCGCCGGGGGCGGGGCUGACGCGUGGCACCAGGGGAGGCUCGCGCGGAGGAAGAUGGAUUGCGCCGCUGCUGCAGCCGGCCCUGUCCCGGCGGCCGAGGCCGAGCAGCGCCCCGCGCACAUGACCGCGCUGGUGCUGGCGCGCGGCGGCAGCAAGGGGAUCCCGCUGAAGAACAUCAAGCCCCUGGCGGGGCUGCCGCUCAUCGGCUGGGUGCUGCGCGCGGCCAUCGACUCCGGCGUCUUCCAGAGUGUGUGGAUUUCCACAGACCAUGAUGAAAUUGAGAAAGUGGCAAAGAAAUUUGGUGUAAAAGUCCAUCGCAGAAGCGCUGAAGUAUCUAAAGACACUUCUUCUUCUUUGGAGACCAUCCAAGAGUUUCUUCGUCAUCAUAAUGAGGUUGAUAUUAUAGGACUUAUUCAGGCAACAUCUCCCUGUUUACAUCCUGAUGAUCUUAUUAAAGUGUCAAAAAUGAUCCGAGAGGAUGGCUAUGAUUCUGUAUUCUCCGUUGUGAGACGGCAUCUGUUUAGAUGGAGUGAGAUAAAAAAAGGAGUUAACAAAGUGACAACGCCCCAAAACCUGAAUCCAGCAAAGCGGCCCCGGCGUCAGGAUUGGGAUGGAGAACUGUAUGAAAAUGGGUCAUUUUACUUUGCUAAAAAGGACUUGAUUGAACAAGACUACUUACAAGCUGGAAAAGUGAUCUACUAUGAAAUGCGUGCUGAAUGCAGCGUGGAUAUAGACAUAGAUAUCGAUUGGCCUAUUGCAGAGCAAAGAGUGCUGAGAUAUGGCUAUUUGGGUAAAGAGAUGAAGCUACUGGUUUGCAGCAUUGAUGGAAGCCGCACCAAUGGUCACAGUUGUUUGUCAGAAGAUCAAAAAGAAAUAAGCUCUGGUGGUGAUAGAGGUGCUGAUGGGAUUUCCUUAUUAAAGAAAAGAGGAGUUCAGGUAUGGCUAAUCUCUGAAAAAGAGUGUUCAAAGACGAUUUCUGCUAUGAAAUUGGAUUGUGAGGUGAAAGUCAUUGAGACCGAUAAACGACAAGAUAUAGAAGCCUGGAGAAAUGAAAUGAGUUUAUCCUGGAAAGAAGUGGCUUACUUAGGAUAUGAAGAAUCCGAUGUGGACUGCUUGAAGGAAGCUGGCAUGAGCGGUGUUCCUGCAGAUGCGUGUGCUGCUGCUCAGAAGGCUGCCGGCUAUAUUUGUAAAAGUAAUGGUGGCCUUGGUGCCAUUCAGGAGUUUGCAGAAUACGUAUGUCUGCUAAUGAAAACAGUGAAUUUGUGAAUUUUGCAUUAGGAAAGAAAACUAAAUGAACUGAAGAACUAAUGAGGAAAAACCCAAUUCCCUCCCCCAGGAUAAAUCCACAGAGUUAAAAGGGUAUUGUCAACAAGUUCAGGUCCCUAUAUUGAUUUAAUUUUAAUAUAAUUAUUAAUAUAAAUGCUUUCAGACAUAUAAGCAUAAAGAAAAGGUUUUUGUGUGUUUUCAUGAAACAAAAUUGCAGCAUUGUGUUACAGCUUGAGAACCACAAACUAAAACCUGUUGUUCUAUAUUGACUGUCCAAACUGAGUGAAAUGCAAAACAUCAGUGGCUUAAAUGGUGAAAGAGAUGUAAUUUUAAAACUCUAGAUCUUCUUUAUGAGCUAGAAUUUUGUUAAUAAGAAAGAGAAGGAAAUUUGUAGUUGGAAAUCUCUUCUUCAUGACUUUGCUACCUGGGUAUAAAAUACUGCAAUUUUGAAAGGGCCUGAUCCAAUGUCUUUUAAGCAUUAGAGUGAGCUUUUAGUGACUGCACAAGGUGUAAGGCAAUAGAAAAUCAGUCCCGUGGGGUUUGUUUUAUUUUUAACCUACUAGUGAGCUUAUUUUAUCUUACAACCAUAUCUCUUCCAGCAUAUGCACAAACUCGAGCUUAUUAGAACUGUGAUUUACAAAAUCAUAACUGCUGCUUUCUCAUACUAUUAAGUAGUGCCUAAGAUACGGUAAAAGCUUUUUUAUCUAGCACUUCACCAACCAGCACGCUCUAUAAAUCGGCAUUUCUGAUCUGCACUGAAAGCCUGGUGUAUAGUGUGGUUGGUGCAGGGCCUGCAGGGGGAUGGGGUGUGGGAGAGGUUGCGGG
Molecule: messenger RNA, 2125 nt
Organism: Mauremys reevesii (Reeves's turtle)
Lineage: Eukaryota; Metazoa; Chordata; Testudines; Geoemydidae
Gene: CMAS
Product: cytidine monophosphate N-acetylneuraminic acid synthetase
Exons: 8
Coding region: 89-1300 (403 amino acids)
Molecular function (GO): N-acylneuraminate cytidylyltransferase activity
Source: RefSeq, a predicted model, not a curated record